AUGUGCUCACAGAGCCUAUCGUCUGUGAUCCGUGAUUGUUACCACACUCUCUCUUGGCAUGCCAAUGGACAGUGGGAUAAAACUGUCAAUUCUUGCCAAAACAAGCUGUUGCAAACUAAUAGUGGCAAAAUACAAGAUUAUCUCAAACAUAAGGAAAACGCUGGAUAUUUGAAAAGGAUUGGCAGAUCUUUGUCAUCGAGUAUCUACAGUCAUAGGGCCGCAUUUUAUAGAGGACAUCCUAAUAACAAAGAGUCCAUUGCACCAAGCUUUCACUCUAAGAGAUAUUUAUCCAUGGUUAAGAUACAACGGGAUACCGACAAGAAGCAGACGGAAGAACUGCUCUUUGAAAUGUUCAAAAAUGAGGACACCGGACUGCUCAACAUUGGAAAAUUUUUAGCGGCCCUCCGAACCACCGGAAUUCGCCGUAACGAUCCGCGCAUAGGUGAAAUGAUGGAAAAUUUGAAGAAAAUUCACAAGCUGAACAACUACGAUGGAGGUUCACCCCUAACGCAGCAUCUUAACGCGGAAACGUUCAAAGCCGUAAUAGCACCGAACAUUGUGCUCAUCGCACGUGCCUUUCGGCAUCAGUUUGUUAUUCCGGAUUUUCACGGCUUCACCAAGGACAUCGAGGACGUGUACUGGAAGUGUAAAAGCAAUACCGAUGGUAAGGUGGCAAGCUACAUUCCGCAGCUGGCUCGGGUCAAUCCUGAUUACUGGGGAGUAAGCAUAUGCACGAUCGAUGGUCAAAGGUUUUCGAUCGGUGAUUCCACCGUUCCUUUCACGCUGCAAAGCUGCAGUAAACCACUUACUUAUGCGAUUGCUCUGGAGAAGUUGGGCUCGAAUGUUGUUCAUCAGUACGUUGGACAGGAACCAAGCGGAAGAAAUUUCAACGAAUUAGUUCUAGAUCACAACAAAAAACCACAUAACCCGAUGAUUAAUGCCGGAUCAAUUUUAACUUGUUCGCUGUUGAAAACUCUAGUGCAUCCGGAGAUGACGUUGGCUGAGAAGUUUGAUUUUACCCAGUCAUGGUUCAGUCGUAUGGCAGGUGGAGAACCUUUGGGUUUUAACAAUGCAGUAUUUUUAUCGGAACGAGAAGCCGCUGAUCGAAAUUAUGCGUUGGGAUUUUACAUGCGUGAGCAUAAGUGUUAUCCUGAAAAAGCAAACUUAAGAGAGUGUAUGGAUUUUUACUUCCAAUGUUGCUCGAUGGAAGCGAACUGUGAAACACUUUCGAUAGUAGCUUCUACGCUGGCCAACGGAGGUAUUUGUCCAUUGACGGAAGAGAAAGUUCUGCAAUCAGAAAAUGUUCGGGAUGUCCUGUCGCUAAUGCACUCCUGUGGAAUGUAUGAUUUUUCAGGACAGUUUGCCUUCAAAGUUGGACUACCGGCCAAAUCGGGAGUUAGCGGCGGUGUAAUGUUGGUAAUACCGAAUGUUAUGGGAAUAUUCAUGUGGUCUCCACCACUGGACCCCCUUGGAAACAGUUGCAGAGGCGUACAGUUUUGUGAGGAGCUUGUGAACAUAUUUAACUUUCAUCUAUACGAUAAUUUGAAGCACGACUCAAACAAAAAGGACCCUCGCCGACAUCGUUAUGAAACCAAAGGCUUAUCGGUAGUUAAUCUACUUUUUUCGGCUGCUAGUGGUGAUGUGACUGCUUUACGGAGACACAAACUGUCCGGAAUGGACAUAACUCUGUCGGACUAUGACGGUCGAACGGCACUGCAUUUAGCGUGCUCUGAAGGACAUCUGGAGUGCGUGAGGUUCCUACUGGAGCAUUGUGGAGUGCCGCACGACGCUAAGGAUCGCUGGGGAAAUCGACCGGUUGAUGAAGCUGAAACGUUUGGCCAUGAAGAUGUGGUGAGUUUUCUGAAAGAAUGGGACGAAAAAGUGGAGUUGGUUAAAAAACUAGGCAACGAUCCGGGCUAUAAUUCCGACCAGGAUAGUCUGAAAAGUGAUUCUUCAGGUUCGGAAAAGAGCAAAUCGAAGCACCCAACAGAGAUUCUUAAGUAA
Sabethes cyaneus is the source of this 2004-nucleotide messenger RNA. It is a transcript of the gene GLS, whose product is annotated as glutaminase liver isoform, mitochondrial. The transcript has 6 exons. Bases 1 to 2004 code for a protein of 667 amino acids. NCBI's taxonomy places the organism in Eukaryota, Metazoa, Arthropoda, Insecta, Diptera, Culicidae. Gene Ontology annotation, molecular function: glutaminase activity; protein binding. The record is from RefSeq and is a predicted model, not a curated record. Gene Ontology annotation, biological process: L-glutamine catabolic process.